This is a messenger RNA of Coffea arabica (coffee), 1473 nucleotides long. RefSeq lists its product as uncharacterized. Gene Ontology annotation, molecular function: protein dimerization activity. The record is from RefSeq and is a predicted model, not a curated record. Gene Ontology annotation, cellular component: nucleus. Lineage: Eukaryota; Viridiplantae; Streptophyta; Magnoliopsida; Gentianales; Rubiaceae.
ACAACCAAACUUGAUUACCACUCUAAUCAAAAUCUCCCUCCCUAAUCUUCCCCGGCCUUUACCCUUCAACAUUACACUUCUACUUCUGCCCAGCACACACACACACUUGACAGUCCUAACAACACACACACACACACAGACUUAAAAGACACACUCACUCACACAAGUAUCACAAAACAAGAAGUUCAGUUUUGUCGAAUUAAUUCAAUUUCCUCCGUUUAAGGAAGAAAAAAAAUUUUCAAUUUAUGUCGGAUCCGUACGGAACUGAUGAUCGCUCUUCGUUUGAGCCCGACUCCGAACCCGGCGGACCGCCCGAACCGGAAGAUAUGAAUGUGUUUCUUCAUAAUCUUUUCCAGAAUUCACCGGCGACAGCCGGAAGUAGCUCUCUUUAUCGGGGCUCCGCUUCCAUGAUUAAUUCCUCCUCCGCUGCUAGCUUCGAUUUCUCCGAUCCCGGCGGCUUCUUCGCCGGAGAGGUGAAGGGGAGACUUGAGAAGACUUUUUCUUUAGCUGCCGCUGGAGAUUGUGAUGCUGUCACUUCUUCGAUGGAUAGGGGAGAAUUUUCCGGUGCAAACAAGGGAUUGGAGGCUUCAGAUGCAGCAAUUAACCAGGCUCAACCGCGUUCCACGAAAAGGAGUAGAUCAGCAGAAGUUCAUAAUUUGUCUGAAAAGAGGAGGAGGAGCAGAAUAAAUGAGAAAUUGAAAGCGCUGCAGAACUUAAUUCCAAAUUCGAAUAAAACAGACAAGGCAUCAAUGCUGGACGAAGCGAUUGAAUACCUCAAACAGCUUCAACUACAAGUUCAGAUGUUGACAAUAAGAAAUGGACUCAGUUUCCAUCCAAACUAUGUAUCGGGAUCCCUACAACCAAUGCAGCUUCCCAUGGAUUUUAAUGAGGGUGAUGUGAUGCCAAAUACAAGUGGAGGAAAACAUACAUUGUCUAGCAACCAAGAGGUUGCAAUGCAAGCAGCAUUUGGGGUUUCCAAUCCUAAAAUCUCAAGCCAGCAACUUGCUAUAGCUUCAAUGACAAAUAAUAGCAGCUCAGCAUUCUCAUUUGGAUUGCAAUCAUCAGCUCAGAAUAACCCUGGUGUUCCCAAUUAUUUGGCAUCUGCAAAGGAUCUCUGCCGGGAGGAUACUUUGAUGCAGUUUCCAUUAGAUAUUAGCCGCUCUGGGAACAAUUCGUCGUCAGGUGUGUCUUCGUAGCCACGAGAAUAAAUGGUGUGCAAGUAAUCAGCUUGGUGGCAAUUACAGGAAAUUUUAAUUAUUUGAAGAACAUCUCAGAAAUUAGAAAUGAACAUUCCGAGUAUACUUAAACUGUUAAAUAUCUAAUUCUGCUGAAAACGCACAUUAACAUAGUGACUGUUCUUUUCCCUGAUACGAGUAUUCAACCCCUCCAAUAUUACAUUCACUUGUAUUGUUAGGGAAAAUCCUUGUAAGUGAAUUCUUCGAGCCAUUUUAAUACUACUAGUUUUUAUUUUCA